CGAGACUCUACAACUGUGGAUACUACACACCAUGGACUCCCUUUCGCCGCAAGAGGCCCGCGUCUUUGAGCAGCUCGUCCAGUCAAAGCAGCAGAAGGAGUACAUGCGGAUGUACUCAAACCUCGUCGAGCGGUGCUUUUCCGACUGUGUCAAUGAUUUUACGAGCAAGUCUCUGAGCGGCAAGGAAGAAUCCUGCCUGGAGAAGUGCGCAGAAAAGUUUCUCAAGCACAGCGAGCGUAUUGGACAGCGUUUCGCAGAGGAGAAUGCCAAUAUGAUGGGCAAGUAGCUACCUAGUCUAAGCAUCCAUCUUCUUUUGCAUGUAGAGGCCCGCUGGGUCUUCCUUAAAGGGCUUGUAAAUGGGCUUCUUCUUAUCCCAUGGCUCAUUGCCCUCGCGUGUUCCAGGCACCACCUUUUGAAUGUUCUGGCGUUAGCAGUCGACAUGGUGGAUGGGACGCACCAUCUUUUGAAAGACACACUUGUUGAGCGCAUGCUCAGCCGGCCGACACUGGUGAAACUCCUGAUUUCGCUGAUCCAAACACUUCCAGUGCGCUUCAAACGCUUCCUUGCACGAUGCUUGGACUUGUUCCAAUACACCGCUCGCGCAUCGGGUGACUUUUCUACCGGCAGCCAGGCACGGCGCUUCGUCCUUGCCGGCGUUUUCUGCCUUGCAGAGCAUGAAAUCAUCGUUGUAGGCACCGCAUUUAGCACCGAUGAAGAAGGAGACCGACUUGAGAGGAGCAGAGGAAGCGCCUACUUCGUC
Protomyces lactucae-debilis is the source of this 760-nucleotide messenger RNA. Its product is annotated as mitochondrial import inner membrane translocase subunit TIM9. Lineage: Eukaryota; Fungi; Ascomycota; Taphrinomycetes; Taphrinales; Protomycetaceae. The record is from RefSeq and is a predicted model, not a curated record. The coding region runs from base 32 to 286 and encodes 84 amino acids. The transcript has 2 exons.